Molecule: messenger RNA, 511 nt
Organism: Agrilus planipennis (emerald ash borer)
Lineage: Eukaryota; Metazoa; Arthropoda; Insecta; Coleoptera; Buprestidae
Product: U6 snRNA-associated Sm-like protein LSm8
Exons: 4
Coding region: 135-425 (96 amino acids)
Biological process (GO): mRNA splicing, via spliceosome
Cellular component (GO): precatalytic spliceosome; U6 snRNP; U4/U6 x U5 tri-snRNP complex
Molecular function (GO): RNA binding
Source: RefSeq, a predicted model, not a curated record
UAAAACUACCUUUAUCGAUGAAACUAACCUAACUCUUAAAGCGCAAACCAAACGAUUAAACAUUUUAAACUUUUUACUUAAAAUAUCCAAUUUCUUCAUUUAAUCGUCACAUAAAAGCCUUUACAGCCGAAAAAAUGGCUGCUGGAUUGGACGCUUUUGUAAAUCAUACUGUAUCAAUUAUUACAUCUGAUGGGCGCAAUUUUAUCGGAACUCUUAAGGGCUUUGAUCAGACAAUAAACAUAAUUUUAGACGAAUCUCACGAACGAGUCUAUUCUAGUACUACAGGAGUCGAACAAGUUAUACUAGGCCUGCAUAUAAUUCGAGGAGAUAACAUUGCAAUCAUUGGUCUUGUAGAUGAAGAAUUGGAUAAUCGAUUGAAUUUGUCCAGCAUAAAAGCAGAACCAUUGAAUUCGGUUGUACAUUAAAUUUGUACAGAAAAAUGUAAAAUAUAAGAUAUAGCAUAGGUGUAUGCAAUUUUAUUGCAAUUAAGUGAAUAAAACAAUUUAAAAAC